GUCAAACAAUGUUUAUAUAGAGAAGAGUUCGCUUGACUCGAUCGUACAGUUUAUUAAAUAGUUUUUCGUUCGUUUUUGGAUUUUCACUUUAUUAGACAGUAUGGCAAAGCCAGUGAAUUUCAUGGACAUGCCCUCCGAGAUGCCGCAGCCAAAGCGCAUUCAGCUUGAGGGCGAAAAGGUAACGGUGGCCGAGGCCAUUAACUUCCUGAAGACGCAAUGCGACACGCGCAAGGAGCACAUUCCGGAGGAUCCCCUUCAGGAGGGACCCACCGUGGCGGACGAGCUCAAUGCCCGUCUGGCAAUGGUCCAUGUGCGGGAGUCUCGUGCCAAGCGCAUCCGUCGCCUGGUCAAGUACUCCGCCAACGAGACGCAGACAUUGUACAGGUUCAUAUGCGUCUGUCCCCGCUACCAUCCUUGCUAUGUGCCCUGCCAGCACACGGGCCAGAUCAUUAUCGACCGGGACGUGCUGUCUCGGGAUGAGCAUAUCUGUUUUUUGGCUACGCCCAAGAAAGACUUCUCUUCACCUCAGUUGGCCAAGCAGGCGCGCUUUUAUACCAAGAAGAUAUUCGUUAACCAAUGUACAGCCCGUGUAGAGCGCCUGGCCGAUCCGCAUCCGAUGCGAGUCAGUGACACCUUCAAUUUUUUCAAGGAGUACCUCUCGCCUCGCCACAUAGCCGCUCUAGAGAACCAUAUGAAACCGAAGCCGCCCGUUGAAGCCAUGACCAUGGAGAAGGCUCUGGAGUACAUGGAGGAGGAGAUGCGCCAGCGUAGGGCGGCAAAGCGCGUCCACAAGCGACGCUGCAAGGGUCUCAAGAAGCGCAUUCUUAUGCGCCAGCGCAAGCAGAUGCAAAAAAUCAUUUGCGUCCUCUUCGAGGAAAUGAAGGACUUUCUCCUCAACGAUCAAUUUAUUGUGGACGAGAACUCUCCACUCUGUUGUGUAAUUCUUGAACGACUUCGAGAGUUUACUGAUCAAGAGUUCUACACGACCAGUAAUUUACGCGAGUAUCAGCGGAUAUUGGCCAACAAUUUGACUGUUUGGAUCAACAAGUUCAUAUCCAACUUGAACAUCUAUUUGGCGCCCCAGCAAAUACCCGUUCAACGGCAAAGGAUGGCAGAGACCGAUCCAGAGCAGUUUGUGCCCUUGUCAGAUUUCAUUUCUCUAACCGAUGAACCAGGGGCAGAAGAAAUGAUGGAGGAUGUCGAGCAAGGUGGCGCCGAAUACGACGAUUAUGGAUAUGGGGAGGACUACUUGCCCGACGUUCUUAAUAAUGACGACAUGUCGGAGGAAACAUUGAUUGCUUAAUUAUGGUAAAGCUUACCCUUCAGCUGAGUCCAAGUGAGCUCCUUGUAGACUCCAUUGCUGUGCACCUUGGCCCCGUGAUUUUUAAGUAUGUCCACUGGCAUUGCUCGGAAGAGGAAAUGUAAAAAAUUCUGUAAAGUACGGAAGAAAAUUUGUAGUGAAAUCACCAAUAGUAAAUUUUUUGUAUUGAUUUCCAACCUC
Molecule: messenger RNA, 1501 nt
Organism: Drosophila rhopaloa
Lineage: Eukaryota; Metazoa; Arthropoda; Insecta; Diptera; Drosophilidae
Gene: Rcd7
Exons: 3
Coding region: 101-1303 (400 amino acids)
Molecular function (GO): zinc ion binding
Source: RefSeq, a predicted model, not a curated record